This is a messenger RNA of Dromaius novaehollandiae (emu), 3044 nucleotides long. It is a transcript of the gene NUP42, whose product is annotated as nucleoporin 42. Gene Ontology annotation, molecular function: nuclear export signal receptor activity; metal ion binding. Lineage: Eukaryota; Metazoa; Chordata; Aves; Casuariiformes; Dromaiidae. The transcript is spliced from 7 exons. The coding region runs from base 75 to 1352 and encodes 425 amino acids. The record is from RefSeq and is a predicted model, not a curated record. Gene Ontology annotation, cellular component: nuclear envelope.
GCGCCUGGUGUCUUGUGUUGCGCCUGCCCGCGACGUCACUGCCGCGCGCGCGGGCGGUUGGGGCGGCGGCCGCCAUGGCCAUCUGUCAGUUCUUCCUGCAGGGCCGCUGCCGCUUCGGCGACAGGUGCUGGAACGAGCAUCCCCGCGGCGGCGGCGGGCGCUCCGGGCCCCCUGCGCCGCCCUCCCAAGGUGCCACUAGAGGAGGAGGAGGCUGGAGUGCAAGUAACCAGAGAUACACUAAUGUUAUCCAACCCUCCACCUUUAAGUCCAGUACAUGGGGUGGCAGCAAAGAUCAUGGAAGAGGAUUUUUUGGAUCGUCUGACUUCGGAUCAUUGGGCAGUGGCAGUAGGAAUGCAGACUUUUCACAGAACAGAUUCUCUGCAUUAAUGACCAGUCAAAAUACUGAUGAUGGCUACAAAGAUGAAGAGGAGAAACUUCUUGAAGGCAUAGUGAAAGACAUGGAAAUUUGGGAAUCUUCAGGACAAUGGAUGUUUUCAUCUUACUCACCUAUGAAAGAAAAGUCUAACAUCUCAGGUUUUCCAGAUUUCUCACCAGAAGAGUUGCAUCUGGAGUAUUAUAACUGCAGAGCAAACAAUAAUAUUCAGAACUACAUAAAUUCUGUCCAACAGUUAGUGAAACAAUGGAAAAAUAGACUGCUUGAGUUAAAAACUUUAAAUGUAUCAACAAGAGCAGCACUGCUAUCUGAGUUGAAGAAUGCGGUCAGACAACCAUUGCCUUCAUUUGGAUUUGGAGGACAGCAAACAUCAAGCUUUGGGUUGUCAAGCUUUCCUGUGAACAGCAGCAGUAACAGUGCUAGCAAUUUCUCCUUUAAAACAACUUCCAGUCUUGUCAGUGCAUCAUCUGGAAACACCUGUGCUUUUGGGAGCUCUUCUGCUGGCCGUGAUCCUCCUGCGUUUGGUGUGACAUCGUCCCCUAGCCUACCCCGUUCUGUUGGUUUUGGCGGUCAGUCAGCUCCAUCUGCAGCCUCCUUCUCAUUUAAAACUUCUGAAACAACUAGCGUUUUUGGAACUUCUGGGUUUUCAGGGUUUGGCAAUUCUUCUGCUGUGAACUCUUCAAGCGCCACCCCACUUACAGCCUUCGGAGCUUUUAAUGCAGCAGUAGCGGCUUCUCCUUCACGUUCAAGCAGUACUUUAUUUGGACAGACUACCAGUGCUCCUGGACAUAAUGUAACAUCAGCACCUUCUGCAGUCACAAACAAUAUUACAUCAGAAAAGUUAUUUACACCGAAGAUGGAACUAUCAGCUGAAGAGUUGAAACAAUUUGAAGCAAAAAAGUUCACAAUGGGAAAGAUUCCCCUCAAGCCACCACCACUAGAACUUUUAAAUGUUUAAGAUUCGUAUAUUUAUUCUGAAAUUAGGAAAUAUUUUUACAUUUUUUUGUAAUUGUUCUAUGACACCUUAAAUACACAAUUUGGGGGUUAAGUAAUGAACUAAAAUGCUUCCUUGUGAGUUAAAUUUUCAUUUCCUAAGUUUUCUGUGGUAAUAAAUACAGAGAUAAAAAUAUUUCAACAUUGUAUUUAACUAUUUCUUGUUUGUUUCAGAAUGGACCUUUUAAAUCCAAGAAAUGCACUAUUGAAAAUAAAAUAUAUAGUAAAAGUUCCCUUUUUAUACUCUGUACUGUGAAAUUAUGGGCAAAAAGAAUCUGGAAACAAGAGCCUUUUAUCAGAGGUAGGAACACUUUCGUUAUGUAUUCACAGCCUACUGAUCUAGAAGGAAAUGGAUACAAUGUAAAACUGCUUGGUUUUGGACCACCUUACCUUAUGUCUCUUACUAAGUAGUUUCAUGCAGCCUUUGACAAGGGUGUCAGCAGACACAGCAGACUGUUGUGUGGUCUGCACCUAGUUAUGUGCUUCUGCGACCCUGGAAUCAGUUACCUUUCCCAGUUGAUACAGUUCAGCUUUUGUUUGCUCUGCUUCAGGCUAUGAUGCAUACAUUAAUAUAAUACAGUUGGGGGGGGGCAGUCUUAAAAGCAUUCACCUAGCAAGAAACUUGCAGUUUCCUGUUUUGACACCUAUUAGUUAAGUAGUUUUGCAAUUAAUUGCUUACGAAGUUUUACAACAUUUAUGUGAAUUGAUACAGUUUUGUUGUCUGGUUCUCAAAUCUGAUGGCUGUGUAUGUUAGCAAUAGCUUUGCUGAAUUAAUGAUAUUAAGGUAUAUAUUUUGCCAAGAUGCUAUAAGCAGCAAUCAGAAAUUUUCCAGAAUGAGGUACUGGACUCAGUGUGAUGAGAACAUUUAUUCUUGACCAGGCCCUCCCGUUGAUGGUUUUAAAUUACUGAACCUCACAUUUUAAGAGGAAAGCAAAAGCUUACUCCAGGGUAUACAUAAAUAGGUUGACUCUUUUUUUUGACUAGUUGAAGAUAACAUUUCAGUUCUUGCUAUGGACCUGUGGUCAUACCUAAAACCGAACCGUAAAUGUGCUUCCUAACAAAGGUCUAUCAUGUACUGGAAGAUGGCUUGCUUAAAUAGUGCAAAUGAAUUUAACAUUCAGGAUGUAAACUCAAGAUGACAGACAAUGGGCAGGCAUGCUGCAGGCUUAAUAGAAACUCAGAUGCCUUACAUCAUGUGCUCAACAUAUAUUCACCAGAAACUCAUGUAUAUUAUCUUAUAACGCUGGGUUGCUUGUAGGGAUUUUUCUGGUGGUUGUUUUGUAGAUGAAAUAAGACAUCUGUUUUUUGUUACUGUUACUGACCCGGUACAGGCUUUGUGUAACCCGCAAAAGAAAUACUGAUACACAGGCAUGGAGUUCUGUUUAAGUCUUUUGAAAUGUGUUUUCCCAACUGGGGACUCUGGAGUACUACUGAGACUUGUACAAAUUAAGACAUGUACAUGCUUAGGGCUCACUUAGCUCUGAAUUGUUUAUGCCAAUUACUCAAAUUCCAACACAGAGAAACUGAGGAACGUAGCAAAAUACGUUAUGCCACUGUAGUUCUAGAAAACCCAUGUCUUGACAGCAGUUGUUAAACUCAGUUUUGUAAAAUCUUACUAUUUAAAGCAAUAAAAAGUGUUCAUGGCUUGUCAAAUGAA